Molecule: messenger RNA, 626 nt
Organism: Loxodonta africana (African savanna elephant)
Lineage: Eukaryota; Metazoa; Chordata; Mammalia; Proboscidea; Elephantidae
Product: prostate and testis expressed protein 14-like
Exons: 4
Coding region: 252-626 (124 amino acids)
Source: RefSeq, a predicted model, not a curated record
CUGGUUCAAUUGAGACAGAAGAAGCCAUGAAAGAAUGUGGUUGCCUUGGCUGGCCAGGAAGGUGAUCAGAACCAGAAAUGCUGGUAGGAGCCAGGGUCAUGACUGCCUUCUGGCAAGGGAUGUACACCCUCCACCUGGACUCCCAUUGGCUGUCCCUCCUAGCCUGGGUUUAUAAAGCAGCAAUUCUGAGUGUGUGAGACACCUUCAGGCUCUAUUCUACCUUCUGCUUCUCCUUGGCGUUGGGUUCUGAGAUGGGUAAGUGCUUCCUACUGCUGCUGCUGGGCCUCUCCUUGCUGUUGGGCUUACUGCAAGGUCUCCACUGCUGCUUCAAAGUAGAGGGAUCCUAUGAAACCAUUCAUAAGCCAAAGUGGUCUCUACGUUGUUUCCGGUGCUUUAGUGUCAGACCUGAUGGGAGUUGCGUGCAUCGGAGAACCACCUGCAAUGCCAAGAAAAAUGAGGAGUGCCUUCUGAUGAAGUAUUAUAAUGAUUACAGGCUCUUCCGUGGAUACCAGAACUGUAGGUACAACUGCACCAAUGCGACCAUAUCCCAUGGAACUUCUCAAACGGUUAAUUCAUGCUGCAAAGAAAAUGAUCUCUGUAACAGAAUGGAGAACCUUGGAACUUGA